CCCACCCCCCCACUUCUCCCGGCGUGCACCGCGCCCGCGCUGGCUGUCUCUGGCCACGUCCCCGGGCCACGUCGCUCGGUGUCCGCUGCGCUCUCGCCAUCUUCGGUCCGGUCGCCGGCUCCUCUCCCCGCUUCUCCUCCUCCUCCUCCUCUUCCUCCAGCGCGGCCGCCGGCGCCAUGAACGUCUUCCGCCUCACCGGGGACCUCUCCCACCUGGCGGCCAUCAUCAUCCUCCUCCUCAAGAUCUGGAAGACCCGCUCGUGCGCCGGUGCGUCGGGCUCGGCGGGCGGUUGGCGAGGCUGAGGCGGCGCGAGGGACGUCGACCCCCGGCCGUGGGGGGGGGGGAGGGACCCGCCUCGGCCCCUCGCCUCGGGGGGGGAGUGGGGGGGAUGGUGGUCCUGCCCCCUCGUCACACUGCGAAACGAGCGGGGAAAUUUGGGGGUGCAGAUUUUUUGGGGGGUGUGAUUCUCUCCUCCCUAUGGGGUUUCCUUUCAGAGACUUUGGUUUGGGGAGUGGGGAGGGUGCGUCCCUCUUGCCACCCCCCUUUUUAUGCUUGCCUUCAGUGGAGGGGGGAUUUGGAUGGGGUGCUCCCCAUGCCCUCUUGUUUUAUGGGGGUAGUUCGCCUCCUUCAGUUGUGGUGGAGCCUGACUGAGGAGGGAGUGCCUAAUUUGGGGGUGGUGCCCCCAUAUUCUUCUCUGUGUGUGUUGGCGGAGCAAGCUUGGCUGAUUAUGGGAUGUUGAGGUGGAGCGAUUUCCAACCCUCCCACCCCCACAAAAAAUGCUGUCUCCUGUGUGUCGAGUUGGGCAAGAACGUCAGAUGAGGGGCAAUUUUGGGGGUGUGGAGGUGGGUGGGUGGUGAUGGGGUGGAGAUUUCUUGUAAGUGAGGAGCUUAUGGGAGGCUAGAGCAGGUUAGGAAUUUGGGGGUACUCAUUUGGGGGGGAGUGAUGGGUUCCCCCACCUACUCUUGUAUUUGGUGAGGGUUUGGUGUAAUUGUGGAAGCUCAUGGAAUGCUUGCAGGGGGGGUUGUGAUGCUGAUUUGGGGACCGUAUUCCUGCCAUGCCUCCUACUUCUAAAGGGGGAGAUCUGAGAAGUGACUUCUUUUAAAGGUUAUGGGAUGUUGCAUUAAGUGGAGUUGUCUGCUAGAGAAAACUUGUGGGGUACUGCAGAGUGGGGCCAGUGUAGUUCAGUGCUCGAGUGUUGAACUAGGGCCAGGUUCAAAUUCCUGGUGGAGGUUGUCAGGUGACCUUAGACCUCUCUGAACUGUAACUGCCUUCACAGGAUUGUUGCUAGGGUAAGGAUGUGGGAGAUCAUGUGUUUUGCUCCUGAGUUCCUUGGAGGAAGAAUGUAAUAUGUGAUAAAAUAUAUUGAUUGGGGGUCACUCCUGCAGUUGCAUCAAAUAGAGUUGGUAAGCCUAUACUGCACUGGAAGCUGUGAAGUCUAGAGAGUAGAGGUUACGGUCACUGCUUUCAAAAAGGGGAGGGUAGGACAACUCUAUGAAUAUCUUUGAAAGGGUAUCCUGAAAACAGGGCUUUAUGUUCAUUAUACGUAUGGGAUAUAUUUGUUGAUGAAGAUCCCAUCGGAGUGAACUAAGUGCACAAACGGUUUGAGGUUUUAUUUUUCUUUUAAUAGUGUUGUAGGUAGAGAGAUUUCAUAGUGCUAGUGAAAUGAAGCUAUGUCGGUAGAGACUCGGAAUGAGUCAAAAUCUAGGCAACCUGAUUUGCUAACUCCUCCAUAAUGAUGAAUAUUCAGGUCAAAUAACUUUGUUAUCUCUUUCUUGCUUCAAGAAGAAAGAGCACAAUAAUAUAAAUGAGAUGAAUGAACAGAUUAAGUGCCUUCUUAGCACACAGUGAUGUAGUAGGUGAAAGAAAAUUCCUGGAGCAGCAUUCAAGCCCAAGCAAAAUCAUGGUACAGUGUGAAGGGAGCUGCAGGAAAUAUGACUUUCUCUCUCUCUCCCCGUCCUACCAUUCAGACAUCGUAUUCAUUUUGAGGCAGUUGUGCACAAAUAGAAUGAAUGGACUUAAAGCAAAGGGGAUGGUAGUUUGCUUUCCUGAGGCUAGAACUUCCCUUUCAGAUUCUGGACUUGCAGGAAAAAAUGAGUUUUACCAUCCUAAUCAAGAUGCAUUGUCUUUUUGCAGUAGUUCUGAAAUCGAAGACAUAUGACAUAGCCUAAAUUGUGCUUUUCUGAGUGCUUUGCAGAAACAGCAGGUUUUUAUGCAUAAUUUGCAAGUUCCAAGGUUGUUCUUCUGAACUCUGGAACCUCUGUUUAUAGACUUUCAUGCUAGACCCUUUAUUUAUUUGUAACUGAAGGGGUUAACCUGUGAUCCGACUUGAUCUGAGAGCUUGGCAAGCUCUUUUACUUGCAUUGCCAGGUGCAUUUGAAAAUUGGAAGCAAAUGACUGAAUCAAGGCUUGGGAGAAUAGGCUCUCAAUUGGGAUUCCUGGCCUAGUCUGACGUGGCAGCUAACAGAAGGUGUGGUGAACAGAGCGGCCUGGAAGAGAGAGAUCAGUUGUAUUCUUGCUGCACCCCAUGUCAUUUCCUCAAUAGAAACUUAUUCAACUGAAGAAAUCCCUGGUUAUGUUGCAAAACAAAACUUGUUCCCAAAAGGGCUGUUUUAAUCUCUUAUUUUGAAGAUAGAUUUUUGUUAUUUUAACCUAGAAAUGAGAAUUUACUCACUCUGAUGCUUCUGUGUGCCUGUUUGUUUACAGCAUUUACACCCUGAUUUUAGUCUCAGAAUAGAUUUUUGUAAGUUGCUUUAAGAUGGCACACCCUUAGGCUCACAGUCUAAAAAGACAAGACAUGACAGGUGAGGGAAAAGGAAGGGAGGAAAGGAAAGCAAGCUCAGUCACAAGUUUUUUAAGCCGCUGAAGCUAUUCAGUACAUUUCACUUAGACGCACUGUCCUUGUUUAUCCUGCAUUGAUGGUUUGACUUUGAACUGUGUUCUUAUGUCUAAAUACUAUUCUAGACUGAUUCUGUGUUGGUAAUUUUGUUUGUAGUCUUUAUGAUCAAGCCAAGUAGAUUUUGAACUGUGAACUUUGUAAGGCAGAGGAAAUGCUAUCUGAUGGCAAAAUGCAUCACUCACAGUUGACUAAUUCCUGGGAAUUUAAUAGAGCUCUUUUUAAAGCUGCAGACUGGAGUUAUUGUAGAGAAGUAGCCAGAGUUUGAAUAGACCAUGAGUCCCCUCAUAUGCAGAACAGUUUAGAGUUAGAAUUCAUUCACUUUAUAUAUAUUUCUGUUUUGUAACCAAGCAGUCUUCUUAUCCCUACAGCUUGAUGAUAUGGCAUUCUUAUGUAAAAGUAAGGCUUGUUGACCACAGGGCAGCUUAGUCCUUAGUAAGCUUAUAUAAACUUAUAUAAAUAUUGUAAACUGGCUGCAAUCAUGUAUACAUGUGUGCUUGGGAGUAAACCUCAAUGAACUGAAACUUCACUUUUUGAUAAGGAUUGAGCAGUUAUAUAUGCAAAGGCACCUGUUUUAAUAGCAUGUUAAUAGCUAUUAAAUUAAAUAGCUAUUAGAGUAUGACCCAUUCACUGUUAAACUUUGUUCCAUGUACUAUCCUAGCCUGCAUACAGCUUAUUGUAUAUUUAUUUUGAAUGCCUAUAACACUACGUAUUCAUAGUGCAUUCAACACUAGCAAGCCCAUAAGGAGCAAGUGAGAUCUGGGUACUUGGGAGACAGCUUAUUGUGCCUUUGAGCAAAGCAUCAUUGGAACAAUUGGUUGUACCCUUUCUGACUACUAUUUUGCCCCAGAGCAGGGAUAACCAGUGUGGUGUCAUCCAGAAGUUGUUUGGACCACAACUCACAUCAGCCUCAGGCAGCAUAGGCAAUGGUCAGAAAUGAUGGGAGUUGGAAAUCCAGGAACAUCUGAAGGGCACCAUGUUGACUACCCCUGCCUCAAGGUGUCCUUGCAAAGGGGGAAGGUGGGAGGAAGCUAGCAGAGUAUAUGUAGUGAGGUCAUGUUUGGGUAGGGAUCCUUUGCAAAUCAAUUAAUGCAAAAACUUUCAUAACCAGAAUAGUUUAUUCUUCUAGGGGCUUAGUGUUAUCACUUCCUAAGACUGACAAGAAAAAAUUGUUUAGCACCGGCAUUGUUAGUGUAAUGUGAAAUAGUUACAUUGAGUCUAAGUGUAUUACUUCUAGAGAAUGCUGGCAACCAGCAGAGAUACGCAGCCUCCCAAAUUUAAGCUUUUAAAAGCUAAUGUUCAAAACAAAGAUACUUGCUUAUUCUUUAACACAAUUUCUUUUUGAAUAAGCACUGUCGAUCGAAAGAAAACAAUUGCAUCAAGAUGAGAGAGGGAGAGUAGAUGACAUUCUGACAUUUCACAGGAAAAUGCUUAAGAAAAACAACUAUAACGGGGAAUAUUAUUAACAUCUACUUCCCUUUUGAAUAAAAGACAUCAGAUAUUGUAAUGAAUUAAAAUGAUACAAAUAUGAACUGUCAUGGGGCUACUGAAAUAAAAGGUAAUGUAUCUGGCACUAAGAGUACUUAUAAGCAACAAGAGGGCUCUAAGAGUACAGUUGUACCUCUGCUUACGUAUCCCUCUGGAUACGUAAUCUUCGGGAUGUGAACGCGGCAAACCCAGAAGUAUUUUUCUGGGUUUCGCCGCAUGCGCAGAAGUGGUCCUCUGGUUGCAAAUUCCUCAGGAUGCAGCUGGACCUCUGGAACAGAUACCGUUUGCAACCAGAGGUACCACUGUAACUUAAAAAUUGGGACCUGUGGUAAGUUUUUGGUUGUUGAACACUUCUUCCUUAGUAUUGGACAUCUAAUUCUCAUGCUUCCAUCAGCACCCUUUCUCAUCAGAGGGAAAAACAAGAGACUGCAAGGUCAGUUAGCUCAGCCAGCACCAAUUGCUGUUUGACUCCUUCCACCUCAGAACUUUCUCCCUUGGUGGCCAUUGAGUCUGGUCAUUACAACAAUUACAUGACACUCUGUGCCUGGUUUUCAUUCCCUUUUCCAUUUGUAACAAGUAUAUUGGAUUGUAUACCAUUUUUUGAAUGCAUUGGCAGAAAGGUGGUAUCUAAACAGUUGCCUUGACAAAAUAGCACGACAGAACAGGCUGAGUCAUAGAGUGCAUCCAUGCUUUUGUUUUAUGUUGCUGAAAAAUGCAACCUCUGUUGCUUGCUUUGUUCACAUUGAGCUGAAUGGAGCAGAGCUAAUAAAUAGGCACGUGCUGCCACAUUAUGACAAUGUAAUGAGGCAUGUAUUGUAAUCAACACCUAUUUUACAUGAAGUGAGACAAUCUUUACAAAAAUGUGGUCUCUGAACUUAACUGUAGUGAGGUUUUUUUUAAUGACUUGCCCAUCAGAGUUUCAGUUAUAGACACACUUCAGUGGGAGAUAGGAAGCAUGUAAAUGUGCUCAAGAUUGAUGUCUAGUGUUGUGUUAUCACCCACUGUGUCCUGCCUGAGGGACUCUCAAUGCAGAUGGUUCUUCAGGUAUAGGGCAUGGAAGAUGUCUCAGUGGGAAUUUCUCACUGUUUGGGAUCAGAUCUGGUAGUGGGCCCUGCCUAGGUUAGAUAGCUUCAUUGUGACCAUGAUGGGAGUUGGGUAGAAGGAAGACCCUAGGAACUGGGCUGGGAUGGUAAUUGACUGUAUGCUUAUUUAAUAUCAGAAGGGUUUGAGUGAAAGGUGGGGGUCCAAGUGAUGAUAUGGCAUCUUCCAUUAGUUUGGGAGUGGAAUUGGGUCUUAUGAACGCAGAGGCUGAUACAGACCCAACUGCUUUCUUUAGUCACUCACCUGGAAGAGAGGAUCUCACAUCUUUCCAGCCAUAGUUUAGGUUUCCAAGGCUGCUAAGGACACAGCACUGGGAUACCCUCUCUCUGGCUGACAUAAAAAUAAUAAAUUGAAAUGGCAUACAUAUGCCAUACACCUGGAUUUUCCCAGACAUUACUGGGAUUUCAAAUGCGGAAUUGACAUUGAAAGGUCCAAUAAUAUUGUAAUAUUGUAAAAAAAAAAAGCUCAACAACUUUUGGAGUAGGCAAAAUGCCCACAACCAGCUGAUGGUCAGCUUUGAUACACAGUGAUUCCUGAUCAGUGCUACUGAACCAUUUCUGGGGCAGAGCAUAGAAAGACAUUCUGUGAGUGACAGUGGUCCACAGGACUAUCCCUAGUUCUCUUCAUUGUUGCAUUUUGUUGUUGUUGCUCUCCAGUGACUAGUAUUCAGUGAACCUAGCUUCUUUUAUGAUAAAUCUUCCUUUUGCUCAUAUGCAGAGGGUUUAUGAUUUGACCUGUUCAGUAUGGUGCCUGGUACAUUGUUGGUUAUGAAUAAAAAGCUGAAUAGUAGCAAAAGAGGUAGGUAGCAGAAAAUUGCUAGCAAUAGAUGGUAAUAUAUGAAACUUCUGGGUUUUGAAUCUGGAGCUCAGAUUACCAUAAGGUUCUGUUGCAAUGCAGCGGUGGGUGUGCAGUGAAUCUUGGUGUUUGAACUAAGAUAAUUCACAUGGCUUGGGUUUUUAAAUACCCUUUCUCACAUGACUUCUUUUUAUUCCUUUAGGUAUAUCUGGGAAAAGCCAGCUUCUCUUUGCACUGGUGUUCACCACUCGUUACCUGGAUCUCUUCACUUCAUUCAUUUCUUUUUAUAACACUUCUAUGAAGGUAUGAUACAUUCAAUAUGCAAGAGGGGCUACUGAAUUUUCUCCACAUACCUCUUAAUGAAUUCGCCUCCAUGGUAAUUUCGCGUAAAGGCUGAAAGAAAAUUCAAAUGUGCUUCUCCCUGUUCAUGUUAAAGUUAACGUGAGUCUGCUGAUUAAAAAAACAACAACCACUGUGUUGCAGCCGUAGGGAAGAAGCAGGUUUGCAAAUGCCACAAUAAAUUACCUUUGUAUUGCCAGUCAUCUGCAGUGUCUUGAGUCAUACGAGUUUCACUCCUAGAUGACAGCUUUCUCUGUUUUACACAUGGAUAAGCUGUUUUGCCUGAAAGGGUUGAAGUCAGCUCUUGAGGCAGUUUGCUGCAUUGCCUCAUGGUCACAACUUAGUUUGUCCUCCAAUAGCUUGAUCAGGUUCCCCCAGUUUUAUUAUCACUAUGACUAUGUUCUUUAAAAUUCCUACAAAGUAUCUGACCAGCAACAAAGCCAGGGACUAUUUUGUGUCCCUGGAGUAUGCCCGACUCUGGGGCUGAUGCAGCCCUUAGGUGGGGUGAGGGUGCAGCCUCAGGCAGUGGGAGCCCCCACGGCAGUGCCCCUACAGAUGCCUCACCUACCCCACCACAACCAGCACUGGUGCUGGUUUUGGGCAAGAUCAAAAUGGUGUGAGAUCUUGCAGAGCAUGCAAGAUCUCACCCAAUAUUGGCGUGGAGGUGUUGAGGCAGGCAGUGCAAGGUGGCAGCGACAGGGCAGAGUGGCACUUCACAUUUUGCCUUAAGUGGCGAAAUGGGAUGUGCCACCCCUGUCUGACUCUUCACCUUCUGAGGACUCUGUGCCUUACUUGAGGGGUUUCUUAGUUUUGGAGCAGAAGAACCAGGUGUGUAUAUAUGUGAUCAUCCCAGUGCCUUUGGCCUUUGGAAAAAGAAAAGGUUCAUGAAAUGUAUAUGGUCCUCAGACAGAGUGCCUUGCUAAUUAGUAUCUAUUUGCUUUGCAAAACUGUCUUUAGGUUUCUUUUCAAGAAAUGAAAGAAGACUAAAGGUGAUGGGGAUGACAGUCAAGUUAGAGGGGAGUGGGAACGGUGUUCGGAACAGCAGUAGAACUCUGCCUUGUGUCUCCUGGAAGCACUCCUUAUUGCCCCCCCCCCCCCGCGGUUAUACUUUUAAAAUGGAAACUGAAAUUCUUAAGAUGGUAAAAUCUGUGUUGUAGUAGGGAUGUCUUGAAUGUAUGGCAACGUGCUCAAACGGACCUGCCUUAAUUGGAUGCACAUGACCUUUUUACAGCUCUCUUAGUCAACUUCCAUAAGUUCAAUACACCAGCUGCUCCACAAGCAGGCAUUCAGCAAUCCUGACUUGGAAGCUUUGCUGGGAGAGCGUGGUGGAGAAAGCCAACCUUGAGCAAAACCCACUUUCAAGGCUGGGUUUCUGGUGGACUUCCAUUUUGAUAUUAAUGUGAAUGUUUGCUUAUGCAAUUCUGACUACAAAUACAUGAAGGGGAUGAGUAUUGGUUGGGCUCGAGGAUGAGUCUGGCGUACUUGUGCUUAUAUAUAUGCUCUCUCAAGCAGCUGAAUUUUUAUUGGAUUCCAAUGUAUGCUGGUUGUGUUAUGAAAUAUUUAUAUGAAUUGUGAGCUAAGUAAAAUGACUUGGUGUAAAGAGUUACACCUGUAAUACAAAAAGAUAAAAAAGCAGGUCCAAUGAAGGGUAUGGAAGCACUUGGUGCUGCAGAACCACUGGUGCUAAACAGAUGUGUAGAUCUGAUUUGUCCCCUGGUUUUGGGAUCACCCCAUAUGAAAGGAUGAUAGAAUAAAAAAGUGAUUAGAAGCUUGUCUCAAACUGUCAUUGAAUGCUUGUUGCUACUAAUGAGGAGUGCUUAUCUGUACUUAAUUCAUUUUCCUUAGAACUGUCAAAAAUUCCCUGUCUAGUCAGGGAAACACAAUGGUCAUAAUUGCAUCUUGUUCACACAGCUUUCUUCAUGUCUGUGAGCCCUAGAAUAAGGGCUGAUCCUCUAUCUGAUUCUAGUUUUAAUUUGGUCUACCAGAAAACUGUUUGCCCAGCUUUUUUUCUAUUCAUGAUGUGCAAAGAAUCCACAAAUCCUUCAACUUUAAUUACUUUGAAGUAAAUGAUACUGAAAUGUUUAUGGAGCCGUGCUUAGUCACAACCAGACUAUUUUCGAAUGUUCGUUCAAAUCUCUUGCUAUUAGCCAGUUGUGUAGUCUGUAAAGACAAAAAUAUGAACCUGCCAUUUUACUGAUGAAAGGUUGGCUUCAAACUUAGAAUUGUUAGAGUAGACCCAUCAAUGGGACAAGCUUGUCAUGACUAACAUAAGCUCCAUUGAUUCCCGUGUGUUUACUCCAAGCAUGACUAAGUCUGGAUCCAACCCCAAAUAAUUAUCCUCUUUUGAUUCUUUGACGGAGUAGAACCACCAUAAUGACAGGAGAAGGUAAAGAAGAUCCAAUGUCUACCCUACUUAUGAUGGGGAUGCAGCUUGAAAUCCUGGGAGGCUAUGGAAUUGGCAGUGCCAUCUUUUAUAUAGCCUGCCCUUUUCUCACCUGUGGACCCAGGAACAGGGGGAGUGACACCCAGAUAUCUGUGUGUGCUUUGCUUGCUUAUGCAAGUGUAUGUGCAAAUGCCAAAAGGAGGCACAAGAGAAUUGGCAAGGAACAACCUUGGCAAUCCCAGGAGGUUCAGUUUGCUUCCUUGUUUGUAGCUUUUGCUGUAGUCUGAAGUCUCUUUUAUGCAAAUGUUUGCAAGUAACUGAAUUGAUCAGGCCCUGAUGCACUGUUACUGUUGCUUGAAAUUCUGCUAUAUGUUCUGUAGCAAUUUUAAUGUUUGGAUUUUAAUAUUGCGUUCUUUUAUUAUUAUAAUUCAUUGUAUUUUUGUAUGAAGCUAUUGCGUGCCAUCCUACAAUCAUUUCAAUGAAAGGCAGCUAGCAAAUCCAGUGAAGAAAUUGGUUUAACCUAAGGGUGGGAUCUUGUGGCCCUCUAAAUGUUGUGGACUCCCACUCCCAUCAGGCCCACUAAACAUCAAAUUGACUACAGAACCCCAUUGCCUGAGCAGGCCCGUCACCUGUAAAAUUAACCAGCAUCUCUUAAUUUUCUUCUAGUCGGACCGCUUUGAAUUUAUGUCUUUCCCCCCCAAGUGUAACUUUAUCCAAACCAUGUUUCUUUUUUAUCUUAAUAAUCAUAACCAGUAGUUAUUGGUGAGUUUUCUCCAGGCUAGCCCUGGCUUUUGCACUUUCCAGAUGUUACUGUUGUUGGCAUCCUGGCCACUGCUUUCUAGGGAUUUUUCUGUGACUCAUUGGCUACUUGAAUACCACCUCUGGGAUGGUGACUCAUGCUGUCCUUUCUGUGGGCUGCAGUGCAUGGAAACUAGGUUCCGCUUGUUGAAGUGUUCUAAGUAUUAGUUCCCUGAGAAUAUGCUUACAGAUGGUGAAUGGAGAACCUUGAACAUUUCGCCUGGGGUUGCUGUGGCCUAGUUAGUUAAGCAGUGACCUGGAUUCCACAUCCUACACAAUUUUGUGUGACCUUCAGCAAGUCAUUUAAUUUUUCUUAGCCUCAGCCUUCUCCACUUGAUAAUGAAGUCUGUGUACAGUAUUUUUAUCAUGAACGUAAUGAAGCCCAGUUUCCUCAAGGUAACCUCUUCUGGAUGAAGCCCUGAAAACAGAAGCUGGGAGCUGCCCCUUUAACUGUAGGCUCAUUAACUACGUUGGAUGCCUCUUGUGUUAACAAACCCACUACCAAUGAAGUACCGUAUUUUUCGCCCUAUAGGACACACUUUUUCCCCUCCAAAAAUGAAGGGGAAAUGUGUGUGCGUCCUAUGGGGCGAAUGCAGGCUUUCACUGAAGCGUGGAGCGCGAGAGGGGUCGGUGCACACCGACCCCUCUGGCUCUCCAGGCUUCAGGAAGCUAUCCGCAAGCCUGCGGAGCCCGGCGGGAAUCCAUUCCGCUUGCUGUCAUGGCUUCUUUGCUCUUUGGGGCUCGGGGGGGAAAUAAUUUUUUUUCUUUAUUCCCUCCCCCCCCAAAAAAUAAGUGCACCCUAUGGGCCGGUGCGCCCUAUAGGGCGAAAAAUACGGUACUUUUCAAAUAUACUAAAGCAGAAUAUGUGUAUAAUUCAGAUAGUGAUCUGAACCCACUUCCAAUCUAAUCUAUGCAUGUCACCUGGAAGAACCAGGAGCUGCAGGCUGCCUAGCUGAAGUGGUGCCUGUCCCUGAGAGACCAUGACAUCUGCUGCUGCCUGGCCCUGGUUGCCAGGCCAUUAUUUCAGAUUGGUUGCUAUUCUCCUCAGUAGUCAUAAAGAGAGCAGCAUCAGUUAAAAUAUUCACUACAGUGGUGUAAUGAAACUCCUGAGAGUGGACACUUUAUACCAGGGGUCAGAAACUUUUUCAGCAGGGGGCCGGUCCACUGUUCCUCAGAUCUUGUGGGGGGCCGGACUAUAUUUAUUUGGGGGGGGGGGAAUGAACGAAUUCCUAUGCCCCACAAAUAACUCAGAGAUACCUUUUAAAUAAAAGCACACAUUCUACUCAUAUAAAAACACGCUGAUUCCCAGACCGUCCGCAGGCCAGAUUUAGAAGGCGAUUAGGCCGGAUCUGGCCCCCGGGCCUUAGUUUGCCUACCCAUGCUUUAUACCAACGGUUCCUAAAAUUUCCCCUCCCAUGGACCACUUGAAAAUCCCAAGGGUCUGGCUUGGCAGACCACAAUGCUUUUUUGGGGUGGGGCUGCUGUAGCUAUUAUAAUGUGCUGUGCAGAUGUUGUAUGGUUUUAAAUUUAUUUUUAAUCCAUUUAUUUAGAGUAUUUGUACCCCAGGCUUUAGCCGAAAAGACUCUCGGAGUGCUUGACAUACAAUCAAUUAAAACAAGGCAUUUCCUGCCCUGUCAGCUUACAAUCUAAAGAACAAGGGGAAAGGGACAGGGAGUAAAGAGGAAAAGGGCAAACUCAAGCACCAAUUCUUAAAUGGUAGUUCUUCUAAUAGCCAGCUAGCACAAAAACAGCUCAGGAGCAGGAAGCAGGAGAUGGAAUCCAGGCAUAGACAAACUCGGCCCUCCAGAUGUUUUGGGACUGCAAUUCCCAUGAUCCUUAGCUAACAGGACCAGUGGUCAGGGAUGAUGGGAGUUGUAGUCCCAAAAAAUCUGGAGGGCCGAGUUUGCCUAUGCCUGGAAUAGGCACUGCUUCCUGUUGCUCCCAGUAAGUAGAAAGGUUACAAACUGCAAUACAAUAAAAUGUGAUAUAAGAAAUAAAAGUUGCAAUAAAAAUCAAUAUGAAUAUUUAAUACAAUAGAUGUGCCACCGUACAUCCACAACAACUCCACAGAUAUAUCACAGAUCAAUCUGAAUGAAUCACUGGUGGCCCACAGACCACAGCUUUAAAUUUUAAAGUAACAGGCAUUUAUAAACUCCACAUGGCAAUCACUAUUUUAGGGUAAAAUGUUUCUAAGAAGUGGUUCUUGCUUCAGAACUGUCACUUUUACUCAUAUGCAGAUUUAAUAAAUGAUUGAUUUCCUCAGGCGAUGGCCAUAACGUUUUAACUUUCCAGACUUUCCAUGUUGGUGACACACUUUUUAGACGUGCAUCAUUUCAUAACAUAGUAAUUCAGUUUUAGUUAGUAAACGAACCCCUUUCCAGCCCCAGGAGGAACACAGGGAUCGUUCGCACAACAUACCUACAUACUGCAGCCAACACUCCAACAUAUCACGACACACAGUUUGGAAUGCCCUGUAUUAUUGUUUCUUUAUCAAUGACUGAUUUUGGAACCUAUAGAAAAUUGCAGAAAGAUUGUAUGGGAAAAGCCACUGCAGUAAAGCGAGCACAUGUUGCAGGUUUACUGUAAUUGCACCUUUUCUCACACAAAUGCUCCAGCUGCAGUAAGUAGGGGGACAGAAUCAAUGAGAUUUUACAACUUAAGCAUCUAUAGUUGAAGCUGCAGCAUUAGAAUUGACAAGAUUUACGUUGCUUUCAAGCCAUUAAAACUUGAGGCAAAGAUCCCACUUUCCUUAAACUUCUGAAGGAACCCAAAUCAAUCAGUUGGUAGGUAUGGGAGGGGGUGGGAACUGUACUUCCUUAUGUUCCAGGUAACCGUUUUCUAUGUUAAAAAAGAGCCGGUCCCCAGAAAAUGAAUAAUAGCUUUCCUGUUGUAGAUGGUGCAAUAUGUUGAUGAAUGUAACUGAGCAAAUGGGAGCAGGAAGGGGGACCAUGCUUCAAUGGUCAACAUUGUUCCUUGUUGUAUGUAUAAAAUGCUUUUUAUGGAGGAAACAGACUAAAAGCCUGAUAACUCAUCUGGGUCUUUUCCUUUCAGCUUAUCUACGUUGCCUGCUCGUAUGCCACAGUCUACCUGAUCUACAUGAAAUUUAAGGCUACCUAUGAUGGAAACCACGAUACAUUCAGAGUGGAGUUCCUUGUGGUUCCAGUUGGUGGGCUGUCUUUUCUUGUCAAUCAUGACUUCUCUCCCCUGGAGGUUAGUUUAUUCAUAAAGCGUUGGCUUCUGAAACAAUGUAAAGAGGACUUGGGUAACUGUGAAAUAAAGCAGAACACUUUGUUCUUUAUGCUGCAUCGUAAGCUUGAUGUUUCACUCAAAGCUGCACAGUUUGUUUGAUAUAGUAUUUGUGUGUGGUCCAGUGACUUAAAAGAGCUGGCGCUAGUUGUUUGGCUGGCUUAGAUUUUGCUUUGGUGGGCUGCUCCCAUAUAGUGCUGAAAAAUCCCAACCAGGUUUAAAAACAAAAUUCUUUAGGAAUUUUGAAAUCAACUUCUCCUAUAACCUUGCUUGUAAAAUGUCAUUAUCAAAAUCUGUGUGUGAUUCGGUGCAAAUUGCUUAUCUGGAUUUAGGCAAGGAUUUUUGUUUAAUGAGUCCAUGGGCUCCAAAAUUAUUCACGUGAAAGCUCAUUGGCACCUCUGUGCUGGUAGAAUUACCGUAUUUUUUGCACCAUAACACUCACUUUUUUCCUCCUAGAAAGUAAAGGGAAAUGUCUGUGCGUGUUAUAGAGCGAAUGCCUGCGGGUGGCGGGGGGGAUCUGCUGCAGUCGUGAGCAGAGGAUCCAUGGUUCCCCUUCCUUCCCUCCUCCGUGGUUACAAAAAAUGGAUCCACAUGGAUCCUCAGGAUUUUUGCAUUGGGCUACUCCAAACUCACUGUCAGAUCACAUGUCUGUGGCCACAGCAUGAACCACAAAAAUCAUAUAUCCACUAUUUCGUUUAGAAUAUUUUUUUUCUUGUUUUCCUCCUCUAAAAACUACGUGCGUGUUAUGGUCUGGUGCGUGUUAUAGAGCGAAAAAUACGGUAGGUUUAGUACGCCACAGAGAGCUCAGUGGUACACGAAGAAUCUGUGGUAGUUCAGUCGGUGGAGCACAAAAUCUUAAUUUCAGAACUGAAGGUCCAAGUCCCAUGUUGGGCAAAAAGAUUCUUCCAUUGCAGGGGGUGGACUAGAAUGACCCUCAUGGUUCCUUCCAACUCAGGAGAGCCUGGUUGAUUUCAGCCAACCGUAGUGGAGAGCAGAUGUAUAGGAACAUGCUAAAAUUCAAGCCCAGUUUGAUCUUCAGGCACAAAUGGGUGUUAAUCCUGAGUUAAUCCAGGAGAAGGUGGCUCCACUAUCGCUUCUGCAAUCUUAAACCAAAGCAAUACAGGGAUUGGAGUUAGAAGUAUAUCCAGUGGUCCCAGUUCAUACCAUUGUGUGUUGGUGGUCUUUCUUUGUAUCUGAGGAACAACGCAGUGACCAUAAUCCUAACUAUUUAAACGUAAUUAGUUACUCAGAUAUUUGUGGUGUGUUCAGUGCACUAAACAAAAACCUUGAAAAAUUGGUCUGGCUCUUAUGACCUUCACUUCAUGUAAUUUAAGUUCCUCAAAUAGAAGUUGAGAAGUCUUUGGUGCCAUCUGGGUAAUUUAAGGAGAACUACAAUUAUGUAAAGGGUGUGUUAAAAAGUAGGGAAAAUGGAAAAUAUAGGCAACAUGUAUACAUCUUAUAUUUUAGCUGAUCCAUGAAUUGCACAGGAAAACUUUCAUAUAUCAGUACUACCCACCUUAUUUCCUACUACAUUUUUAUUCUGCUUUCCUUUAGAGGAAAGCCUCUAAUUUCCUACCUUAUUUCCUACUACAUUUUAAUUCUGCUUUCCUUUAGAGGAAAGCCUUCUAAUAAAAGUAUCCCUACAUACCAUUUCAGGAUAGUACACUUAAAACAUGGACAAAAUUCCAUAGAGGUAUUGCUUUGGUUUUUACUAUUUCAAGCCACUACUAAUUUCACCCCAGUAUAUAAGUCACUGCGCUAUCAUAUUACAUACCAGACUUUCCUGCACCUGCCAUCAGUUUAUAGAGGUUUUAGAUUCUUCUUGUUUACCUAUGAAUAUCCAUUAUUUUGCUAAGAAGCUACUCUCCAGGACAAUAUGAUUCAGUCUUUUCCCAAAUAUGUUUAAAAAUUACAUGUGUGGGGUUUGCAGGUGAGAACUCGUUAUUACCAAAGUUAUUCCCAUCAUCUCUCUCAAAAUUCUUAAAUUUAAAAUUUAAAGUAAGUCCAUCAUGUGACAUAUCAUAUUAAAGCCCAUGAAGUUCUGAAGAGAUUUUUGUUUUUAGGUUUGAGGUAUCUCAAUUCUGGGUUGAGCUUUUAAGGUUUUUGUGUAGGGCAAAAUUGUCAAUUUAUUGAAAUUUCAACCCCUUAUAACUCACAAAUGGGAUGAGAUAAAAAAUUAAAAUUUUAGAUUUAAACUUAGUUUUGAUCAUUCAACAAGUGCACAGAAUAUUAAGAUAAUUGGAUGGCAAUUGGGUGGUAAAAAAGUUGGAUCACUUGAUAUGGAUUGACCCCUACUAGACGUGGAAGCUGCGAAGUGAUUGUAUCACUUUUACAUUUUUGUCUUGCUCUUUCAGAUCUUGUGGACCUUCUCCAUCUACUUGGAGUCCGUUGCUAUUCUCCCCCAACUUUUUAUGAUCAGUAAAACUGGGGAGGCAGAAACCAUCACUACUCACUAUCUUUUCUUCUUGGGCUUGUACCGUGCCUUGUACCUUAUCAACUGGAUUUGGCGCUACUACUUUGAGGGAUUCUUUGACCUUAUAGCUGUCGUUGCUGGUGUGGUCCAGACUAUUCUGUACUGUGACUUCUUCUAUUUGUAUGUUACAAAAGGUAAGGAGCGAGCCAUGGCCUUCCUGUUCUGUAGGCCUAAAGAUUUUAUGUAUUCUAGAUCCCUUGCACAUGCUUUCUGCAGUACAGUGGUACCUCGGGUUACAUAUGCUUCAGAUUGCAUACGCUUCAGGUUACAGACUCCGCUAACCCAGAAAUAGUACCUUGGGUUAAGAACUUUGCUUCAGGAUGAGAACAGAAAUUGUGCUCCAGCGGUGCAGCGGGAGGCCCCAUUAGCUAAAGUGGUGCUUCAGGUUAAGAACAGUUUCAGGUUAAGAACGGACCUCCGGAAUGAAUUAAGCACUUAACCCGAGAUACCACUGUAUAUUAAUGCUGUGUAUAAUAUUGUAGCUCUGUCACUCUUCCAAAUAAGCACAGCUCUUCAGUACUUUGGAGGUUGUGGGUGUGCUCUGGGGUUUCCCACUGUUGCGUAACACUAGAGUCAAAUGCAGCCAAGAUCUGAGUAUAUUUAUAACAAAGCAUUAUCUGCGAAACAACAUGAGAAUGGAUUGAAAUGUGGUUUUUGGUCCUGGUUUGCAGGGCAAGCAAAAGCCAUAGUUAGGUACAAGUGACGUGCAAACACAAUGGCUGAGUGGCAAGCUGAGCUUUGCUGCAAACCAGAAAGGGUGGAAUUGUUACACACAAGGGGAGAGUAAGUGAACCCAGUGGUCCUUCAAAGCUCAGUCCUGUAUGAAUGUGGUGCAGUUCAUCCAGUAUUGUCACCUCUUCCUUAUUUUGCCCCGGCUCAGCAGUCUGCAUUACCAGCCCAAUAUAAGCAAAGCAAAUGUAUUUUAAGUUUGCUUUGGAAUUCUUCUACAGUGGUACCUCGGUUAUGAACUUAAUUCAUUCCAGAGGUAAAUUCUUAAGCCGAAACCACUUGUAAUAUGAGGCGUGCUUUCACUAAUGGCGCCUCCCACUGCUGCGCGACAUCCGCUUGCAUCCCAGGGCAAAGUUCGCAACUGGGAGCAUCUACUUCUGGGUUAGCGGAGCUCGUAACCCAAAGCAUUUGCAAGGAGGACAGUACAUAACACGGGGUUCUACUGUACUGUAUUGAAUAUCAGAGUUUAAACAUUAUAAAAUAUCAGAGGUAGCACCUCUUCCCAUAUAGGCCUGCCGCAGUGUUGAGAUUUGCAGGGAAGGUCCUCUUUGUGGAUCUGCUGCCAUAUGUAGUUUGUUGGGCAACAGUGCAUGAGAAAGCCUUUUCAGUAGUGGCCCCAGACAUGCCCUUGGAGGUCUGUUUCACCUUGUCACCUUUUUGCAUAUGUCUUUGGGUUGCAAAAUGUGACAUGGUUUAAUUGUACUAAGCUGUAUAUAACCAGCUUUGGGAUUGCAUGGUGAAAUGCAGGCUACAAAUGCCUAUAAAAUAAUGAAAGGCUAGAUAUUAAUUUUCACAAAUUCUACUAAUAUUAAAUGUCACUGUUUCUCACCAUAUCUCCCCCUUUACCUUUUUGUCUCCUUGGGGUAGCAAGCUUCCUUUUUUUGUUUAUUUCGUUAAAUAUUUAUAAAUUGCACUUUCAUAAAAAUGCAAGGUGGAAUACAUCAAAGAAGACGGUACAGUGGUACCUCGGUUUAAGAACAAUUUGGUUUACAAACUCUGCAAAACUAGAAAGAGUGUCUUGGUUUGAGAACUUUACCUUGGUCUAAGAAUGGAAUCCGAACGGUGGAAGGUCACCGGUGGCAGGAGGCCUCAUUAGGGAAAGUGCGCCUUGGUUUAAGAACAGUUUUGGUUUAAGAAUGGACUUCCGGAACGGAUUAAGUUCGUAAACCGAGGUACCGCUGUAUAUGCUUUGUUCAUAUUAUUCCAUAAAACCCUCUGAGUUUGUAUCCAAGUGCAUCAUACUUUGAAUAGACCUCUUUACUUCAGUGGGGCUUCUCUGAAUAUGACUUACUUGGGUACAACCCAGUGUAUCUUGGUGAUGCAUGACAGAAUAACAUUAGUUUUUUGGUGGUUGAUAACUGGAUGCAUGCAUACAUUUAACAAUGCCUUGUUUUGUCUUUUUUUUUAGUACUCAAGGGAAAGAAGCUCAGUUUGCCAGCGUAAGUGCCAAAACUAACCGCCAGCAUCUGCCAUCCUGGAUGCUUAGACAGAACAAUCCUUACCACAAGCGAAAGGUGAAGAUGCUUGAAACAGACAGUCUCCCACGUCUCUUGCAAGAAUCAUUGGUGGGCUGUAUAGGACCAGAGAACAACCAGCUGACUUCUGUUUGAUGCAUCUUGCCUUUAUCUUUUUUUAUUACUAUGUAUAAAGAUUUUUUACAUAAAGAAACUUAAUACUGUGUGAAUUUAAUUCAGUGUGUAGUUUCAAUUGGAAUAGUUCCAAAAGUGAGAUUUUGUGGGGUUGUUUAUGACCAGGAAUAAGUGCAAACACUUCUUAUUUUCAAAUGAUUCUUUUUGAAUUACUGACUUGUUUCGGUGCACACAGGUGUGUGCUGACUGAUGGAUGGUAACCGUUCUUCUCUCUUGAUUUCAAAUUUCAUCCCACUGUAUUUAUUUACCCCCUAAAAAGUUGAACAUAGUGUGUCAACUGAAAUCAAACUACAAAUGACAAAAUUCUCACGGUAGGAUGUCACCAUUUCAUGAAUGUCCUUAGUUAUAAUUACUCCAUUUUAAAAUAAGAAUCAUUCUCCUAUAGUGUCUGCCAGUGCAUAUUGUCUGAUACCUCUCUUAACCUUCUGAAUACAUCAGCUUGAGAGUAUUUGGUGCCAAUGCAGGUUUUUUAAUAUAGAUUUCUUUGCUUUUGUGGUUUAGCAGCAGACAAUUUUUAUUUCAUUUUUUCAUUCAGGAUAAAAUGGUUCCUCAUUUUUUGAGUGCAUAAAGUUCUACUUUCAUUCACAGCAGCCUUAGUGUUGCAGCUGUAAGGAUGAACCUGUGAUAGUUGUCCAAUUGAAGUAAUCUUUAGGUGGCAAUUUUUAACUGUCUACAACUUUUUUUAAUACAAAUACUUUUACAAGUAAUGUCCAUGUUCAGCUUUCAAGCAGUUCUAGAUGUACCAGUUUUGGACAAUGAGUGUGAUUUUUUAUAAACUUAUUCCUGAAUCAGCAGCACCAAGUACUAUACUUCAUCAACUUUACAUGAUUCCCUUUUUUACUGAGCUGUUGCAUGACUUAUCCUGUGUUACCAUCCUAAAUAAACAUUUUAUGAAGUGGUAUACAUUGUGGUGGUGUUCUGGAACUAAGUCUCUACAACUUUUCUUUAAGAUUGGUUGUAGCAAUGUAAUUCUUUAAAAAUAAUUUGAUUGUGCUGACUUAUAAAAACAAAAGAGCUUUAUCUGCAGAUUAGGCAUGGCUUCUAAAGACACAAAUUCCCUCAAAUCUUGACAGUUACGAAUAUUUCACUGCAUUAGUAAGAGCCACAAAAGAGAAAUUAGUGUAACAAAGGUGUGAACAUAACAUAUUUAACUGGCACUUUGAAGACUGAAAAAAGUAAUUCCUGAGAAAUAUAUCAUACAAGCCAUUUCAUCUACAUUGUUAAUUACCAGCCUAUUUAAAUAUGUACAUGAUUACCUGUAAUCACCAGUUUUUAAAGCACAGAAUUCCCUAAUAAAUGAGACAUUUGGAUUUGGGCGUAGUUAGCCAAUUGGGGUUUCCUACCUACUCAGGUGCUGGAGAAGUCUGAACAAACUGUUGAGACUUAUUUCUCUCUUCCCUCCCCAACUUUGCUCAUUAAUUCUUUCCCCAAUACUUCUCCAAAAUGGGGAAGGCAAUUAUUGGAAGUGGUUAAAGAUUGGGGGCAAAUGCUGCAAAGACGGUCAUCCAGAAACGUGAAAGCUUCAAUCAUACCUGGAAACUAAUCUGGAAAAAUGCAGUGCCCAAGUCUCAAACCUCACUCAUGUAUAUGUCUAAUUUCUGUUACAAAUAUAUUUUCUCACUAC
This is a messenger RNA of Podarcis lilfordi (Lilford's wall lizard), 19518 nucleotides long. The record is from the annotation of a GenBank genome assembly. Lineage: Eukaryota; Metazoa; Chordata; Lepidosauria; Squamata; Lacertidae.